Messenger RNA from Bombina bombina (fire-bellied toad), 2045 nucleotides. RefSeq lists its product as uncharacterized. The record is from RefSeq and is a predicted model, not a curated record. Gene Ontology annotation, biological process: S-methylmethionine cycle. NCBI's taxonomy places the organism in Eukaryota, Metazoa, Chordata, Amphibia, Anura, Bombinatoridae. Gene Ontology annotation, molecular function: S-adenosylmethionine-homocysteine S-methyltransferase activity; zinc ion binding. The transcript has 9 exons. The coding region runs from base 348 to 1295 and encodes 315 amino acids.
UGAAUUAGUGCCCGGUUUUUAAAAAUACUAUAAAAAACGGGCACUUUAAUUCAUGAAAGUUAACAUUGCCGCGUAUUUUUAAAAAUACUUACCUUUCUCUUGUACAAAGCUGGAUCACCGAUUCCCCGCCCGCAGUUCUUCUGUACAUACGUCACCAAUGACAAAACCAGCUUUCUCCAAUCCCCCUGGAACGUCCAUCUUGUGAGGCCACGCUGUGAUUCGAGGAGGCCGGUUUCGUAAUUGCUGUGUAAGUACAGCAGGUGGGGGGAUCAGCGAUCCGGCUUUGCACAAGAGAAAGCUGAUUGAUUUGCGGUUUCCUUCAAGGGUAAACUUCAUGCAAGGCCAGAAUGGUAGAAGUGAAGAUAUUGAGUGGGGGGCUAUCAACUGAGCUGGAAGCUGCUGGCUUUCUUCUGCAGGGGGAUCCACUUUGGAGUGCCAGACUCCUUCACACCAAUCCUCAGGCGAUAAAGAAUGUACACACAAGUUUUCUCAGCAGCGGUGCGGAUGUUCUCAGCACAGCAACUUACCAGGCAAGCAUUGAAGGCUUCAAAGACCAUCUUGAGCUUAAUGUAGAAGAAGCAGCAAAACUUAUUCACGUGGGAGUCCAAAUAGCUAAAGAAGCUGCUGAUGAGUAUAAUAUGCAAUCACCAGUGAAGAAAGAAAUUAUAAUUGCCGGAUCUAUUGGGCCAUAUGGUGCAUUUCUGCAUGAUGGAUCCGAAUAUACAGGAAGCUAUGUGUCCAACAUGAGUACUGAGGAGUUAAAAGAUUGGCACCGGGCACAGAUGCAGUGCUUAGUCUCAUCUGGGGUUGAUAUGUUAGCCCUGGAGACAAUCCCAAGCCAAAAGGAGGCUGAGGCACUUGUUCAGUUGCUCAGAGAGUUUCCCAAUAUGAAAGCAUGGCUAUCCUUUUCAUGUCAGAGCAUUACUUCUACCGCCUAUGGGGAUAUAUUUGGAGAUGCUGUUAGAGUUGCCAUGGGAUCCAAUCAGCUUGUAGCCAUUGGAGUUAACUGCUGUUCUCCUGCGUUUGUUGGCCCACUCCUAGCUUCUGCCAAUAAAAACAAUGAUCUGGAUAUCAAAUGGAUUGCUUACCCCAACAGUGGAGAGGAAUGGGAUCAUAGUUUGGGGUGGAAAGGCUGUAAUACAAAGAUGCCUCUUACUGAGCAUGCUGUGGAAUGGGUUCAGCUUGGAGCUAGAUGGAUUGGUGGAUGCUGCCGGACAUCUCCUUCUGAUAUUGCAAAUUUGGAAAAGGUUCUGCGGCCAAAGCCAGGUCACAUUGACCAAACAAAUGACCUGUAGAUGAAGGAUGGACUGUAAUAUAAUGUAAAAUUAGUCAUUACCAUUUUCUGCUUGAUUUAAUCUGAAAGUAAAUGUGUCUCUUAUUAUUUGUGUAAACAUAAUUUGCAUCUGUAUGUGCACUUUAUUUUUUUUUUUUUUAUGAAAAUCUGCUGAUUACAAGAACAAAAUCUCUUACUGGUCUGUGCAGAUUUGUUUUUCUUGUCAACUAAUUAGAAGUAGCACCAAUAUGUAUAUGAUAAAAGAUGUAGCAUUUCUAGCCAUUUCUCCAGUAUUAAUAAAUGACAGGCAAAUGUUACUAAUUUUAUCAGGACUUCAAAAACCUCCAGCUUGGGAGACCACUUGAAAAUAGCCACUAGACUAAUUCUUGUAUAUUACUAAGACUAAAAACAUAAAUGAACAAUCUAUGCAACUUUACUAUUGUUCACCACCCUCUACUUACCAUUUUAAAGAUUGGUCUCUCACAAAGUAACCCCUAAAUAGUGCUUGCAAAACCAGGAUAAUUUAAGGGGAGUCAAAGGUGUAAACUAAUUAAUACAUGAAGUGUCCAUUGGAAAGAUGCAAAAGUGUAAUUUAUGUGUCUAGUUUUACAGAUAGCAGAGACAUGAAUUUAUUCUGAAAGUUAAUUUAAUACUACUGUAAAGGCUGCACCGUGUACAAUCAUCAUAACAUUCUAGUCUUUGUAUUAGUUUAUGGACAAAUCACUAGCUGAUUCCCUUUUAAAGGAAAAGUAAACUUUUUUCAAUAACCAGG